AGUAUUAUCGUUGCCAUGAAACUUGCGAAAAGUACACGCUAUUUUAGAUAGUGACUGAAAAAUAUAAAUUCAGAAUUAUUCUUAGGUAGCCGUUAUUUUCUUUAAUAAUGGAUUCUACCAAAAAGCACGACAAUCCAUCACCUCAAAUAUCAGCAAACAUUUUAUCAAGAAUAUUUUUCUGCUGGAUAUUACCAAUUUUUAAAACUGGUUCUAAGAAAAAAUUACAACCGUCGGAUAUCUACAACACGCUUAACUCAGAUAAAUGUGAGGCUACAAUUAAUACGCUUCAAAGACAUUGGGAAAAUGAAUUAAUGUUGUACAAAGCCGGAAAAAAGGAUAAACCUAGUUUGAAAGUAGCACUUUUUAAAACAUAUGCCUUUUCCUACUCAUUAGAAGGACUGUUAGUAUUUUUACAAGUUGUUAUAAUAAAGACACUGCAACCUCUAGUUCUUGCGGAAUUAUUAAAAUAUUUUAACACAACCGAAAAGUAUGAUCUUCUCGGUGAGUAUUCAGGAUGGAUAUUAGGAACUGCUACUGUACUUUUAGCCUUUUUCUUUGCUCUCUCUUACCACCAUUCAACCUUGGGAUCACAAAGAAUUGGAAUGAGAGCAAGAGCAGCAUGUUCUGCGUUAGUUUAUAGAAAGUUAUUGAAAUUAAGCCAAGCGUCUUUAAACAAAACCCCAGGUGGUAAAAUGGUAAACCUUCUUUCCAAUGAUUUACAAAGAUUUGACACUGCUUCAUUGUAUUUACAUUUUAUUUGGGUAAUGCCAUUCCAAGCUGCUAUUUGCUUUUACAUUAUGUAUCAAAGUGUCGGAAUAGCUGCUCUGGCUGGAACAGUGUUUAUGCUUGUAGAAGGAAUUGCUAUGCAAGGUUAUUUAUCAAGACUUCAAGGGCAACUUCGUUCGAAAAUAGCAGAAAAGACUGAUUUUAGAGUAAAAUUGAUGAAUGAGUUGGUGGCAGGUAUUAAAGUAAUUAAAAUGUAUGCAUGGGAAAAGUAUUUUGCAAAGGUCGUGGAAGCUGCCAGAACUGCAGAAGUAAGUUUAAUAUCUAAAACGUCAGCUAUUAAGGGAUUGUCACUUGCGUUCAUAGUAGUAACUGAGAGAGUUGCCUUAUACCUGACAGUGAUAACAUUUGUUCUGCUAGGAAACAAACUAACGGCUGACAAAGUUUUCCUUAGCGCCCAAUUGUACAAUUCCUUACAAUUAUACAGUUGCAUCAUGUUUCCAUAUGCAUUGGCUGGAUACGCCGAAGUUAAGGUUUCUUUAAGAAGACUCGAAAAGUUUUUACUUUUGGAAGAAAAUACUGUUCAGAUUCAAAAUACUGUGAUUCAGCAAAUAGGAACCAUACAAGCAAAAGAAGCUUGUGCUACGUGGAAUGAAGCUUUGAAGGAGGACACUUUGAGUGACUUGAAUCUAAAAUUGCCUUCAGGAAAACUAUGUUGCGUGGUGGGGACGGUGGGUAGUGGUAAAUCUUCAUUGCUUCAAUUGUUACUUGGUGAACUUCCAAUUAAAAGUGGUAAAUUAGAGGUGUCAGGAGACUUAUCCUACGCUUCACAAGAACCUUGGUUAUUUGUAUCCAGUGUAAGAGAAAAUAUAUUGUUUGGAAAACCUUACAUUAAAAACAGAUACGAAGAAGUCGUUCAAGUAUGUGCUCUAGAAACCGACUUCCAGCAGUUUCCUUUCGGCGACAAAACCAUUGUAGAAGAACGAGGGGUUUCCCUGAGUGGUGGUCAAAGAGCAAGAUUAAACUUAGCAAGAGCUGUGUACACUAGCGCUGAUAUUUACCUACUAGACGAUCCUUUGUCUGCGGUUGAUACUCGUGUUGGUAAACAUCUUUUUGAAAAAUGUAUUAAAGGAUUUUUGGGCAGUAAAACCAGGAUUUUGGUGACACAUCAGUUGCAAUUUUUAAAAGACGCUGAUGUGAUUAUUGUUUUUGAAAAGGGAAAAAUAAAGAAAAUGGGGACCUUUGACGAACUGUCCGAAAAUUACCUAAAGUCAUUACAAGAAGAAGAGACUGAAGACGAUAAAAAGGAUGUAUCUUUAAAACAGUCACAAACGGACGAAAUAAAACAGGUUUUAACACAAAAUGAAGAAGGUCCCAAAGAAAAUAAUGAAGAAACUUGCGAAGGAUCGAUUCCCUUUUCAACCUAUGGCAAAUACUUCCGCUUCGGGACCAGUUGGUUUGGAUUUUGUUUCAUGGUAUUUUUAUUCUUUUUGGCCCAAGCAGCAUCUAAUGCAGGAGACCUAUGGGUGACUUAUUGGGUAAAUACUGUUGCAGCGAAUAGUACAACAACGCCAUCUUUGGAAAUAGUUGUUGCAAAUCAUAGCUCCUCUGGAAGUUAUAGCAAGUACAACUAUUCAGUAGUGGAUGAAAAUAUUCCACUUCGAGAAGAGUUUACUCGAGAUUCAAAUUAUUAUAUAAUUAUUUAUAGUGUCACAAUAUGUCUAGCACUUCUUCUGACUCCAAUCAGAUCCUUAAAUUUCUACAGAAUUAUUAUGAAUGCUUCAAGAAAUUUGCACAAAAAUAUGUUCAGUAAGGUUUUACAAGCACCUAUGAGGUUUUUUGACACGAAUCCUUCAGGAAGAAUCCUGAACAGAUUUUCAAAUGACAUGGGAAUCAUUGACGAGUUUUUACCAAAAGCGAUGCUUGAUGGUACACAAAUGUUGUUGGUCCUUUUAGGUAUCCUUAUACUGGUGUUUAUUAAAAUAGUGUGGAUGAUAAUACCAGCAGUAAUUAUGGGAAUUUUAUUCUACUAUCUCAGAUUGCUCUUUUUAAAAACGACUCAAGACGUGAAACGCUUGGAAGGAGUCAGUAGAGCUCCAGUAUAUUCCCAUGUUAUCGCCACUCUGGACGGAAUGACAACGAUAAGAGCAUCAAAGUGCGAAGAUUUGGUUAUCCAAGAAUUUGACGGUCUUAUGGACAAUAGUUCAGGAGCUUGGUACUUAUACAUUACUGCCUGCGAAGUAUUUGGAUUUUACCUAGAUUGUAUAAGUACAGUUUUUAUCGGUAUAGUUACGUACCAGUUCCUUAUAUUUGACAACUCAGAUCCAAGUUCUGCGGGAAACGCUGGUCUUGUCUUAUCACAGUGCUUGAUAUUAACAGGAAUGUUACAGAUGGGCGUUCGCCAAACUGCAGAAGUAGCUAAUAACAUGACCAGUGUAGAGAGAGUACUUGAAUAUACAAAUUUGGAAAAAGAAAUAGAGGAAAAGAAACAACUGUCAGUGAAUAAUUUAAUACCUACUUAUAAAUCUCUAGAUAAAGAUUGGCCACAAGCAGGAGAAGUCGAAUUCAAAAACGUUUUCCUGAGGUACACAUUAGACAGUGCUCCCGUUCUAAGGAAUUUAAAUCUUAUAUUUAGAGCUGGAGAAAAAAUUGGUGUAGUUGGCAGAACUGGCGCUGGAAAAUCCUCUCUAGUAUCCGCAUUAUUUAGACUUUCACCAUUAGAAGGAUCAGUAAAAGUUGAUGGCGUGGAUACUGUCAAUGUAGAGCUUCAUAAAUUAAGAUCAACCAUUUCUAUAAUACCGCAAGAACCAGUUCUGUUCUCAGCGACUGUUAGAUAUAAUCUGGAUCCAUUUGAAACUGUUAGUGAUGAGCAGCUGUGGGAUGCAUUAGAAAAGGUGGAGUUGAAACAUUCAAUUACUGGCCUUGACAUGGAAAUACGGGAGGGGGGUUCAAAUUUCAGUACCGGUCAACGACAAUUGAUGUGUCUAGCUAGAGCGAUCGUAAGAAAUAACAAGAUUCUUGUUUUAGACGAAGCCACAGCCAAUGUUGAUCCCAGUACCGAUGCCUUAAUUCAGAAGACAAUUCGAAAGAACUUUAAAUAUUGUACUGUGAUAACCAUAGCACAUAGACUCAAUACAAUCAUGGAUUCCGAUAAAGUUUUAGUAAUGGACGCCGGUCAAUCUGUAGAAUUUGAUCAUCCGCACAUACUAUUAAAAGACGAUGAAGGAUAUUUCAGUAAAAUGUUAAAAGAAACUGGGACAGUGACUGAGAAGGCUCUUAAGAAGAUAGCGGAGGAACAUUAUAGAAAAUUGUUUCUGGAUGAGCAAGAGUUAAAACUUUUGAAAAGUGAAAAAUGAAGAAAUACUUUUUACAUAUCACAGGAUAGUUGACGACAGAUUUAUAUUUUUCUUAAGAAUAAAUAUAUUUAUUAUUUCUGAC
Messenger RNA from Diabrotica balteata, 4161 nucleotides. The record is from the annotation of a GenBank genome assembly. NCBI's taxonomy places the organism in Eukaryota, Metazoa, Arthropoda, Insecta, Coleoptera, Chrysomelidae.